Macrosteles quadrilineatus (aster leafhopper) is the source of this 1786-nucleotide messenger RNA. RefSeq names its product uridine-cytidine kinase-like 1. Gene Ontology annotation, cellular component: cytoplasm. The transcript is spliced from 13 exons. The record is from RefSeq and is a predicted model, not a curated record. NCBI's taxonomy places the organism in Eukaryota, Metazoa, Arthropoda, Insecta, Hemiptera, Cicadellidae. The coding region runs from base 1 to 1746 and encodes 581 amino acids. Gene Ontology annotation, molecular function: ATP binding; kinase activity.
AUGGCCGCAAGCUUGCUUCAAUUUGAUCCUCCAAGCUCUGGAAGCUCUGACUGUGAUGCAUGUGAACGAGACGUGGAAGACCAGGUGUUUGUCCAGGGAUGUCUGGAAGAUGAGGAGGAGCGCAGUGGUGACUUCUAUAUUGCGUCUACCUCUCCCCCUCCCCCACCACAGUCCCCACGCCCACCCUCCGCUGGGUCGUGCAAGUCUCCUCGGUCCCGUAGACAACGCACCACAUCCAUGUCUCAGAGCAAGAAGACGUCAUCGGAGUCGGUCAUCAGGGGCCUGACUCGGACCAUCUACACGGCCGGGCGACCCCCUUGGUACAACAGCGCUGGACAACAAGUGGAACCAUUUGUUAUAGGUAUUUGUGGCGGAAGUGCGUCUGGGAAGACUACAGUAGCCACUGAGAUCAUAGAGAGCCUCAACGUACCCUGGGUCACUCUCCUCAGCAUGGACUCAUUCUACAAGGUGCUGAACGAAGAGCAGCAUAAGUUGGCAGCCAAGAACGAAUACAACUUUGACCACCCAGAUUCAUUUGACUUUGAACUACUGAUACCCACACUGCAGAGGCUAAAGAAAGGCAAGAAAGUGGAUGUUCCCAUCUACAACUUUGUUACCCACCGUAGAGAGUCCAGGACGAAAACCAUGUAUGGUGCCAAUGUCAUAAUCUUUGAAGGAAUUUUGGCAUUCUACAACAGUGAAGUAUUGAAGUUGCUGGAUAUGAAGAUAUUUGUAGACACAGACGCAGACAUCAGACUAGCGAGGAGACUCAAGCGAGAUAUCUGUGAGCGAGGCAGAGAUCUGGACGGAGUUCUCAAACAGUACUCCAAUAUGGUCAAGCCUGCCUUCUACCACUACAUCGCUCCAUCCAUGGUACAUGCAGACAUCAUUGUACCUCGAGGUGGAGACAAUGCAGUGGCUAUUGAACUCAUCGUACAUCACGUCCACACUCAGCUGACUCUGAGAGGCUUCAAGCUGAGAGAAGAGUUAGCCCAAUGCAACACCGGCCAACCUCUGCCCAGCUCCAUGUACUUACUGCCUGACACUCCCCAGAUCAAGGGACUACACACGUUUAUCCGCAACAAGGAGACUCCGCGUGACGAGUUCAUCUUCUACAGCAAACGGCUGAUCAGGCUUGUCAUAGAGUAUGCACUCUCACUGCUCCCGUUCAAGGAGAUGAUGGUGGAGACGCCCCAGGGAGUAUUGUACCAAGGGAAGCGCUGUGCCAGUGACAGGAUCUGUGGAGUCAGUAUCCUGAGGGCUGGGGAAACCAUGGAGCAGGCUGUCAGGGACGUCUGCAAGGAUAUCAGAAUAGGAAAGAUACUGAUACAGACGAACCAACAGACUGGAGAGCCUGAGCUUUACUAUCUGCGCCUCCCUAAGGACAUCAAGGACUACUUUGUGAUCCUGAUGGAUGCGACGGUGGCGACAGGCGCGGCAGCCAUGAUGGCAAUCCGUGUCCUUCUUGACCACGAGGUGCCUGAAGAGAACAUUCUCAUUGUCUCCUUGCUAAUGGCUGAGUCAGGUGUACACACGAUUGCUUAUGCUUUCCCACAAGUGAAAAUCGUAACAUCAGCUGUGGACCCGGACAUUAACGAGAAGUUCUAUGUUAUCCCAGGCAUCGGAAACUUCGGAGAUCGCUAUUUUGGUACUGAGCCUUCCGGGCAGAAACCUCUCCAGCCCUCAGGCUAUGUUCGUCGCCGAAGAAGAUUUUUUUUCACUUUGUGUUCUCCAAAAGUUCAUUGAAUAUGUUUUCUUUAAGAUUUUAUACAUAUUUUGCCUGUUU